AUGAGCUUCUUCAUCGAGAAUUCCGGUCUCAUCGUCACUCAACUCCUCUACAAAAUGGCUGUUCUCAUCACCGUCUUGAGAUGGAUUCUCUCCUGGAUCUUACGCUACAGAUCCAGAUCUAGAUCCGCUUCUUCUUCCUCCUCUUCUCCUCCUUCGAUCUCCUCGCAGAUCAUCAAGGAAAGCCUCUCCGUGACGACGUUCCGUGACGCGGCGGAGAGAUCUCCGGAAUUGAUAAGCGACACGUGUGCGGUUUGCCUAGGGGAUCUGGAAGACGGUGAUGAGGUUAGAGAGCUGAGGAACUGUAGCCACGUGUUUCACCGUGAGUGUAUCGAUCGGUGGUUGGAUUACGAGUGUUGCGACGACGGAGAGGAAGAUAACCACCGUACUUGUCCUCUCUGUAGAACUCCGUUGCUUGCUGCUAAUACGUCGUCGUGUUGUGAUUGGCCGGCGAAGAACGAACCUAGCUGGGCCGUUGAACGGCUUCUUUACCUCUUUGGAGACGAUCUUCUCGUCUGA
Messenger RNA from Arabis nemorensis, 516 nucleotides. NCBI's taxonomy places the organism in Eukaryota, Viridiplantae, Streptophyta, Magnoliopsida, Brassicales, Brassicaceae. The record is from the annotation of a GenBank genome assembly.